AUGUUGAGCAUUAAUCUACUGGCAGAAAAAGUUAAUUGGAUUUUUGAAAGUCUUGAUUCUAGUAAUUUAACAAAAGAAUCUCAACCAGAUUUUGGUCAUUUAGAUAAUAAAGAAAUGAUUAAAACUGUUUUAUUACUUGAAGAAUAUGCAAAAUGUGUUUCCAAAUGGAAUAAUAAAGCCAUAUUAACUUUAACUGGGCCAAUUUUUGUGAUUCCUGAAUCUUCUGCAGAAGAAACUAAACUUAGAGGAAGGGUGAAAGGCUAUACAUUUAACAAUUCAAUAAAACAUUCGCCAAUAACUCAAUUUUAUAAAGUUAUUUUUAUCAAAUAUGAAAAUAAAAAAUAUUGUGCUGACAUUAUUUUUACUCAAGCUAAAACGAAAAUCGGAACAAUUUUUGAUACAAAUAAAGAAGCUUAUUGUGGAAAAUCUAGCAUAGAUAAUUGGGAAUACAAAAAUUAUGUUAAAGAUUCAAAGCUUAUGGAACAAAUGUUUGAAAAUAAAUUACAGUUUUUGGAAUGGUAUAUUGGAUUUGAGUUGAUUGAAUUGAUUAAUGCUGCAGGAAUUGAGGGAAUUAGUGAUUUAGGUAGUUUUAUUUGUGUCGGCAUUUAUCUGCCAAAUUAA
Messenger RNA from Meloidogyne enterolobii, 621 nucleotides. Lineage: Eukaryota; Metazoa; Nematoda; Chromadorea; Rhabditida; Meloidogynidae. The record is from the annotation of a GenBank genome assembly.